Cryptococcus amylolentus CBS 6039 is the source of this 443-nucleotide messenger RNA. RefSeq lists its product as hypothetical. The record is from RefSeq and is a predicted model, not a curated record. The transcript has a single exon. The coding region runs from base 72 to 392 and encodes 106 amino acids. Lineage: Eukaryota; Fungi; Basidiomycota; Tremellomycetes; Tremellales; Cryptococcaceae.
GAAUCACUCAACAUUGACGCGUCCAUUCCGGUACCCCAAGACCCUCGAUCUCUGUGCCAUAGCGCGUCUAGAUGGCCUGGCUGCGAGACCAGGGUUGUUAUCGGCUCGCUCCCCGCUCUCGACUUUUGCUCGAGCCUCGACUUGAGCGGCGAGCCCCUUGCACCCCUUGGGCCGUUUCAAGCGGCCAGACAAAGGAGUCAGUGAUGCUGGUCACGCUCAAACGCAUAUGCACCGAGCCCGCGCCACAAAGACUCAAAUUCAACCUCAACCUCAACCUCAACCUCAGCCCUCGCCCAUGUUGCCUGUUGCCUUUUGUUUUCCUUUGCGCAGAUCAAUCGACAGGACAAUGCAAAAAUCAUCUGACCUUGUGUGUCCUUUCUGCGCUCCCUUGACAUCUUUCUUCGGACUUCGGCCUCCCAGAUUCCACAAACAUGUAUACAGCC